Messenger RNA from Dermacentor albipictus, 2102 nucleotides. RefSeq lists its product as uncharacterized. The record is from RefSeq and is a predicted model, not a curated record. Lineage: Eukaryota; Metazoa; Arthropoda; Arachnida; Ixodida; Ixodidae.
AUGGCACAGCAAGACAUCCAAGGCCAGACACAUCAUGAUGACUGUGUGUCCACUCAAGAUGGCUGUUACAUUUGGGAACAAUACAUUUAUGUCCUAUCUCUUCGCACAUUAAACUCUCCAGCGCUUCUGAAAGACAUACGACAGCUCUCGCCAGACAUGCAGACAUACAGCCUGGAAUCUUUCCAUAGUGUCCUGAACGGCUAUGCUCCUAAAUCUAUCGCAUACACAUAUCAAGGAAUGAAGGCUCGAACACUGAUUGCUGCCCUUCAUGUCAACGAAAAUGCCAACAGAGAGCAAGCAACAACAAAGGAUGGAACACAGCCAUGGCACAGCAAGACAUCCAAGACCAGACACAUCAUGAUGACCGUGUGUCCACUCAAGAUGGCUGUUACAUUUGGCAAGUUCUGUGUCACAUCUGUCUUUCAGUUAGCAGUUCUGCUCUACAAGUGCUCAACAAAACUACGCCUCACGUUGCAUUUACAAGCAAUUCACAAGCUAAUGUUGCAAGGAGCAGAGCACUGCAGAUUGCGGCAGAACAAUCUUUUUUCUCGUGGGGUGGUUAUAGAGUCCGGAGAGCGGCAUGCACUGCAUUCGUUGCAUAUUCAAGCAUCGUGCAACACUUUUUGAAGGAAACGCGAUCAGGAUGCUGAGACAGCUUUUUCUCCCAAUAAUACAUUUUACCACAAGUAGACAUUCUCUAUCUUUACAGCUAGGUUCAAUGCAGAAAAGCCAAAGUUCUAGCUACAUUGACACAGGACUGGCGAAACACACUCGCAGCGACAGACAAGGAGCAAAGUUCCACAUAAUGCAUUAAUUAUAGGAUGUUGCUUUUACUUAUUUGUUCCCAGGUCAGGUCACCUCUCCAGAUAUUAGAUAUAGCAUUAAUAUAAAAUGCAGCACUGAAGUUACCUGGUUUGUUCUACUUUCAGAUUACGUGCAAGAUCUACAAAAUAAGGUGACCGAGCUUUGCAUCGAGCAUCUGUCAUUUCCAGAAGCACUAGCUCAAGCACUAGCUCAAGCAGCAGAAAAAUUUGCACCAGCAUUUACCGCAGAACAAACCUAGGCCCUCCAAAACUGAGCUCAUAGUGGUGCACAAGGCACGAUAUUUAAUGUUUUGAUGCAUGUAGAGCAGACAAGCAACUGGUGGAGUUAUCACAAACCAAUUGUUCGAAGUUGGAAAAGCAAAGACACAGACUCCAUGCUCGAAAGGGUUUGUUCUGCACCGAAGCAUGGAGAAAACGAACCAAGUCGCAUGGGUUGUCUCUGCAACUGAUGCUGCAUGCGUGCAAGGACACCAUAAGGUUUCUACCGGCUGGCACGGCUGAGGACAAGUUUGAGCAUUAUAAGUCAAGCAGAAGACACUUGCUGAUCAUGCUCGAAAAGUUUAUGCUGCACUAAAGUGUAGGAGUGAGGGAGCCGAGUCGCAUAUGUUGUCACUACAACUGAUGCGGCAUGGCCACAGAAGUACCAUAAGGCUGUUUCUGGGUUGAACAAAUUAUGACAACUUUGGCCGCAUCUUAAGUCAGGGACAAGACACUUGGUGACAUGCGCACCAUGUGGGAGGUGUAAGAGGCUGACGAAUAAAUGCGACUGACCCUUGUAGGUGCGUAUUCAACUGGGAACAGUGUUUCACGUUUACGUGCCGGCACUCAAAAGAAACUAAAGUGCAUUGCGAGUGGCCCCCCUGUUGCUGUUUGCAAUUGUAUGGCUGACGGUGAUAAUCAAAUUUUAUUCACGCGAGCUUUGGGAAGAGCCCCAGAGAAAAAGCUACAGCAAGUAGCUUGACUAGGUCCGGGGCCCCUGGUUAUGACAUGAGAGGCAGGAAAUAAAACAAUGUGAGCAAAAUGGAAUGAACACGCAAGUGGAACAUCGCAUUACGUAGUGCUUCCAUGCGCAUACGUACUAAAGAAACUAUGAACAGAACUGUAUAUCAAGAACCACAUCAUAAAAACCAAUUACAAAUGGUCAUUAAAAAUCGGACGAGGCAGAUAAACAUAUUCAUAAAGCAGAGAACAUGUCCUGGGCCAGCUAAGAAAUUAACCGCUGAAUAUGACAGCUGUUUCACUGUCUCAUUAUACGAUAGGAAUAUCUUUGGCAAAGGA